AUGUUCCAGCGCAUAAGAGGAGCAAUCGACUCCACGAUUGCCCAGGAACAAGCUCGCCAGCGUCAAGCCCAAGCCUCUCCUUCAAGAUCAAAUUCAAAUCCCAGGAGAGCUGAUUCGCGGGCUAUCUCUCCAGCCAAAAGGGUUUCCCGUCAAGGAACGAGAGGCCGGCAGGAUGGAGAUCCUCCAGCAAAGGCGCCCGACCCUGCAGAUUUCGAGUCUGAAUUUACAAUCGAGGACGAGGAUCUGGGGAGGUCUGGAACUCUGAAGCCUCAAUCAAAUCAGAAUGGUAGCAUCAAGAACAUGCAGGAAAUUGCUCCCCAACAAGGUAGCCAAGAAACAUAUGAAACGUCUACAUCAGCCGGAGAAUCCAGUGCUUCGUCAGAUCUACCUACAGAUAUACGCGAUAAGCUCCGGAAGCUUGAAAAAUACGAGUCAAGAUAUCAUGAGCUGCUUAGGUCCUAUCGCGUUGCUCAUGCGAGAGUCCUCACCAUCGAGCCCUUUGAAACAUCUCUUCGAGAAAAUACGCCUUUAACAUCAAUUAGCGACCCAAAUGCAUUCGUGGAGUAUUUGAAUCAAGUCAAUCUGAAAGGGGACAUGGUAUUGGAUGAACUUAAAAGAGUCUCAAGCGAAAGGGACACAUUCAAACAAAGACUGAGCGAGGCAGAAAGAAGCACCAACGAAGCUUGGGAUGAGGUGGCCAACCUUAAGUCUUUGGCAAGCACCAAGGCCGAUCCCAAAGGAAGCGAAAGGUUAGCGAACGGUUCGCAGUCUGAUGAUGAAGCCUCAAUGCAAGAGAUCACCAAUAGAGAACCUCUAGGCGUAACAACUAAGUCCUCACCAGCUUCAAUCAACUCACCCACAGUCUCGGCACCUGGCAUGACUCCUUUUUCCCCAAAGCAAAAAGCAGCGGACUCUUCCCAAGCUCGCCAAGGGUCGGAAGAUUUUUUUUCCUAUGACGGCGAGGUUCCUAGAUUGGGAACCGAGCUUCAAGACCGCCAGGAGAAGAUCAAUGCUCUUGAAAACGAGGUAACGAUCUUGAAAGGGGAUCUUGCCGUUACUAGAGAGUCAACGCAAAGCAUGGUCCAAACACUCGAGGAAGCGACACGGGAACUCAAUGGUCUUCGAGACAGCAAAGACCGCUUAGAAUCGGACAUGAAAGAGCAGAGAGUAUUAACAGAGAAGCUGUCCGAGCGAUUACGCGCCGACUUGCAAGAAGCUCGGACAAGACUACAAGAUCUGCAAGCUGAGCAUGGCUCUGAAUGCUCUGACCGCAUCACCGAACUUGAUUCGCAAUUGCAAAAUUCAAGGCAGGAAUUGGAUAGGGCGCACUUAGCAGCCAGCCAGAACACGAACGACAAAGGGCGGGUCGAAGAGCUUCAAUCCGACGUUAGCAAAUUGGAAACAGAACUAUCGGAGCUACGAUCAAACGCCACGCAGAGCGAUAAGAAGAUACAUACACUGAACGACCUUGUGAUUAGCCUGCGCUCUCAGCUCUCCGAGUUUGAGGGAAAGAACCAGGAUCUUAGCGCCGUGAUUGAAGAGAAGUCGAGGGCCAUCGAAAUUCUGCAGAAGAAGGCCGAGAAGCUCGGAAUAUUGCCCAAGCCAGAUAGCCCAGGACCGACUGGUCAAGCAGAUGGUAACAGUGAGGGGCCUUCGAUUCAAGGAUCUGAGAGCGUUAGUAACGAUCAAGGCUCUAUACAAAGUGUAUCCAAUUCGAGUAAGAAGAAAAGUAAGAAGAAGAAGAAAGGCGGCAAGUCUUCUGUUGAACAGGACAUGGCACCGCAGACAGACCUGAAGAAGGAGCCAAUCACAGAUAUUAAGGAAUCGAAAGAAAGUCUGAAGACAGAUAUCGUGUCCAAGCUCCAAGAGGAGCUCCACCAACUGCGCAUCUUGAUAGAGGAAAAAGAUGCAGCUAUUGAGAGAAUCCACGGCAAGCUGAUAGAUCAGGAUGGAUUACGAGAAGAGAUCGACACACUACGGGACGAUCUCGUGAACGUUGGACAGGAGCAUGUCGAGUCCAAAGACCAAGUCAAAGAGUUGAUGGCAGAGAAGACUGCCAUGGCGUUUACUGUCACGAACCUUGAGAAAGAGAUCGCUGAACUCAGGGGUGUCCAUGCGACCAGCGCGGCCGGAUCAGAGCAGAAGCACAAAGAUCUAGCAGCUCAAUUUGAGGACUUGAAAGCUAAGGCGAAUACGCUGCAAACAGAUCUUUUUGCUGCACAGCAACUCGCAUCAUCUAGAUUCAAGGACCUGAACGACCUGAGGAACGUUUUGCAGAAGGCACAACCAGAGAUCAACGCACUAAGGAUCGAAGCCGCAGAAGUGAGAUCCGUCAAAGAAGCACUUGGCAAGAAAGACGCGGCAUUCGUAAAUUUGGAUUCUAGGUACGAAGAAUUGCGCUCCGAGGUCACAAAACUGAAGCAGACUAUAUCGGAUCGAGAGACGGAGAUCAAGACUUUGAACCAGAAGAUAAAUCAGGAAAGCAAUAACAGGUCCAAGGCAGAAGAUGCAAGUUCAAAGGCAGCACAGGAAGUCCAGCGGCUGGAUACAGAGAGACGCCAGGCAACGGAAUCCCUCGACCGUCUAUCAAGAGAGCUUGGGAAGGCACGAGAGGAAUUGAACGCCAGUAAGACAAAAUUAAGAGAGCUCGAGCAGCAAUUCUCCAAGAUUAUAAGCGAAAGCGUGGGUCUGAAGGAGGAGCUUGAUCUCAAGACCGCACAGUAUGCUAGCGCACAGAGCUUGAUGGCUAGUAUGCGAGACCAGACUGCAGAGAUGGCUAUGCAAAUGAAAGAAGCCCGAGAGCGUUGCGAAAGCCUGGACGAGGAGGUUGCAGAUGCUCAUCGCCUUUUGAGUGAGCGAAGCCGUGAGGGUGAGACGAUGAGAAAGCUUCUGGCUGAUGUUGAGGGAAGAGCUGAUGCACGAACCCGGGAGAUGAAAGAGCGUAUGGACACAGCAAUUGAGGAGCGUGAUCGUGCAGAGGAUGAAGCUAGCACCGCUGGUAGGCGAAGAGCAAGGGAGCUGGAAGAUCUGCGAAACAAAUUCAGAGAUAAUGAGAGGAAUUUGAAAAGAGCAGAGGAGGAUAAGGAAGAGCUGGAGAUGGCACAAAAGGAUUGGAAACGACGGCGGGAAGAGCUGAAGCACCGUGCAGGGCAGUCCACUAGAGAGGUCGACGACGUACGAAAGGCGAUGGCAGAACUCCGAGAUGCUUUAGAUGAGAGCGAAAAGCAGGCGAGGGAUCUGGAGAAGCAAAAGGCUGAGCUGCGGAGGUCGGUAGAAGAUAUACAGCAUCGUCUUGAAAAGAUGCAAAAGUCCAAUAAGUCGAUGGCGGAUGAGAUGGGUAAGAUUCAAACAGCCAGGACCAAAGCCAUGGACUCGGAAGCACACUCUUCUCGCUCAUCGUUCGACUCGGCAGCACACCUAGGCUCACCAGCAGCGAAAAGCAGGACACCCUCUGCCGCGUUGGUAGAUGCGCCCAAUGGCCCUCCGCCAGGCACCAUGGACUAUGUCUAUCUCAAGAACGUACUGUUGCAGUUCCUCGAGCAGAAGGAUAAGAAGCACCAGGUGCAGCUUAUCCCGGUUCUUGGGAUGCUCUUGCACUUCGAUCGAAAGGACGAACAACGGUGGAUUUCUGCCAUAUCUACCAAAGGGUGA
Molecule: messenger RNA, 3651 nt
Organism: Letharia columbiana
Lineage: Eukaryota; Fungi; Ascomycota; Lecanoromycetes; Lecanorales; Parmeliaceae
Exons: 5
Coding region: 1-3651 (1216 amino acids)
Cellular component (GO): Golgi apparatus
Source: RefSeq, a predicted model, not a curated record